AUGCUCGCCCGUGCUACCUUCCGCGCCGCCUCGGCCCCAACUCUCGUCGCCCGCCGCGGCUUCCAAUCCACCCGCGCCCAGCUCGGCAGCCCAUACCACUACCCCGAGGGCCCGCGCAGCAACUUGCCCUUUGACCCGCUGAAGAGGGGCUUCGCAUUCAAGUACUGGGGCUUCAUGGCUACCGGAUUCUCCCUUCCCUUCCUCCUUGCUGUUUGGCAAACCAAGAAGAACAAAUAAAUGCAUUCACCUGGAGCGUGGACAUGGCUUUCGGACAUUGGACGGACAGGGCAUCUGUAGAAGAUCAGAGAGUCUUUCGGACGGAUAUAUAGACAUUACAGCAUCAAUUUCAUUGUCUGUCUCUCA
This is a messenger RNA of Pyrenophora tritici-repentis Pt-1C-BFP, 363 nucleotides long. RefSeq names its product COX7C domain containing protein. Gene Ontology annotation, biological process: mitochondrial electron transport, cytochrome c to oxygen. The record is from RefSeq and is a predicted model, not a curated record. Lineage: Eukaryota; Fungi; Ascomycota; Dothideomycetes; Pleosporales; Pleosporaceae.